UGUUUUAGAGGAGGAGGCUCUGCUCCUUCUCCUCUCCUCCGUCUCCAUGAUGGUUCUGUUUGCCACGGUUUCAACUUUGACCCUUGCCGUAUUUUUUAUUUCCUUUUUUUUUUUUUUUUAACUACGGCAAGCCCGAGCAGUCAAUCCAGCCGUUAGCGCCCGAGUCAGGCGGCGUGUUUCCUUUCGCCGGGGUGUUUGACACAUGUAGCUUCGUCUUCUGUUUGUUUUGGAGGAUGGCUGCGGAAAGACAAAGCUCACUGACUGAGACUGCAGCGAUGGCUCUGGAGCAGCUGAGUGAUGUGGUCCAGAGAUGUCAAGUUCUCUCCGACGACGGCUACGCAGCUGAGGACCAUGACGUCUUCACGAUUGCUGGGCGGACCUGCAUCGAGGAGGGAAACAGUGUGCAGGUCCUCAGCAUUGUCCUGGAUGAACAGAAUCAGGACAUAGUGAGAAGUAUGGGUUGGAAUCUGUUGCCUCCGCUGAUUCAGGUUUUGCUCAAGAAAGAAGACAAGAACCUUCCUCAGUGCCUAGCCAUUUUCAACCACCUACUAGAGACUUGCAGGCCCAAGGAGCUGCUGAUUGGCCUGUUGGAGCAGCUGGAGCAGGAUGACCCUGACCCCAUAGCAGAAAGUCUCCAUCUGCUGUUGAACCCACUGCAGAAAGUGCUGCUGCGUCUGGGCAGCCGCAAGGCCUCGUCCUUGGGCAUGACGCUGUCCUCGGUGCUGGACCAGGUGGCCAAACUGCCUCUACCUCAUACCAAGGAGCAAGAGGAGGACGACGUCUUCUCACUUUGUCGCAGCUGCACCGAGCUGACAGCAUUUGUCAGGCCCUUUGUCCACGAGGUCAGGCUAAACCUCUUCAACAGCGAAGAGCAGAGCGGGAGCACGAACAAGAUGGUGAUUGGACCCGACACCGAUAAAGAGAACGAACUGCGGACCGAGCUGCUGAAGUUCUGUAUGCAGACUCUGACUCGCCCUUUGUUGGAGGCUCAACUCAAGGAUCCUGACACUCUGCCUGUGUCGCCUCUCAGGAAUUUUGCCACAGAGAUUCUGAACACCCUCAGUGCCAUCGGACAGUCGCUGAGCAGUCUCGUGUUCCAGCCUCUGCUGAAGAGAAAACAGGCUCCGGGCUUCCUGGAGGAGGAGGUGCGUUAUCCUAAGGAGUCUUUGGCCAACCUGGCUCACCUGGUGUUCGUCCAUCACCUGGCGGCAGAUAUGUUCCCCAGUGUUUUCAGUCCUGUGUUCUGUCUCCGGUGUAACAUGGAGCACAUCUGCCUCCUCUUGUCCAGAACUGAGGAGAUCAGGAUUCAGAAAGGACUGGAGCUGUAUGAGAAGAGUCUGGUGCGGGUCGUGGACGGCAGUCUGCCAGCCGAUCUGCUGCAGAUCAAAACCUUCCUCACAGUCCCUCAGAACUUGGUCAAAGUUAUGACGAUGUGUCAAAGGCAUGAUUUGAGAACAAAAGGUCUGAAGGUGUUGCAGCUGAGCAUUGAUAAAUUUGACACUGGAGCAAAGUAUUAUUUUUUCCAGUACAUGCUGAAGACAAGUCGUCACUCGGGAGUCGAAGGCUACAUCAUCAAAAACAUUAGGAAUCAGAUAGAUGUCGCCCUGCAGCCAGGGAACAGUAACACCUGGUUUCAGGGCGUUCACCUGCUCCCUCUGCUGCGUAAGGUUCUCAUUCUCCCAGACGGCCCAGAGACCGACCUCCUGCAGUACCUAGACAGAGUUAUGGAGUCUCUGAACCUCCUGCGUUACCUGGUCAUCAGAGACAAAGUGACAGAGAACCAGACAGGGAUCUGGACUGAGCUGUAUAAAGUAGAGGACACGUUCAUGAAGCCUCUGCGUGUUGGGCUGAACAUGUCGAGAGCCCACUACGAGCGGGAGCUGCAUGACACUGUGGAGACCAAGAAGAGCAAAGCCAAAGAGGAGUCGAUUCUGUCUGUAGCAGUCGGUGACGAGAAGCUGCCGAACAUGACUUCAGAUUCACAUGUUCAGGCUCUGCACUCUGCCCUGCACACGUUCGACAUGAUCGAGAGCGUGUUGGUGCGGAUCGAGGAACUCGUCGAGGUGAAGGAAAAUCUUUAGACUGAGCUGAAGUUCAACCGCACCACCUCAACCUGUCUCAGGACCUGACAGACAGAAGAAGACAUCAACUGUUCUGUUGGUUUAUUUAAUUCAAGUUAAAGGUGACAUAUUAUGCUCAUAUUCAGGUCCAUACUUUUAAUUUGUGUUACCACUUGAAAAGGUUUACUUGCUCUAAUGUCCUCAUAAUGUCCAUUCCUGCAGCUACUCUUUUUUCCCUCUGUCUAAAACUCCUGUAUUUCUUUUAGCCUCUCUUCCCGAUAAACCCCAGUCUGCUCUGAUUGGCGAGCUGGCCCAGUCUGUUGUGAUUGGUCAACCGAUUUCAAAAUGUCUAGGAAAAACACUCAAGUGUUUGUCUGCUGGGUAUUUAGAGGUUAACUGUGAAAUAUUUCCAACAGUGUCUCAACAACAAACCACAUAAUGGCUGGGAAGUUUGUAUCGCUUUUGUAAUAUGCAAGUCUGUAUUCACACAAAAGGGUUAAAUAAAGUUAUUUACUCUUCA
Molecule: messenger RNA, 2580 nt
Organism: Scophthalmus maximus (turbot)
Lineage: Eukaryota; Metazoa; Chordata; Actinopteri; Pleuronectiformes; Scophthalmidae
Gene: glmna
Product: glomulin, FKBP associated protein a
Exons: 19
Coding region: 234-2081 (615 amino acids)
Cellular component (GO): cytoplasm
Molecular function (GO): ubiquitin-protein transferase inhibitor activity
Source: RefSeq, a predicted model, not a curated record